GGAGAGUACAGAGGCAAGGCCAGAUUUGAUCUUUUAAUCUUCGUUGGCCACAAUUAAAACAAACCAGAUCGUGGAGCGGCGCGAUCCCUUUGCAUAAAAACAUAUGGCUUUUGCUAUAAAAAUUAUGACUGCAAAACACCGGGCCAUUAAUAGCGUGCGGAGUGAUUUACGCGUUAUUGUUCUGCCGGGCGGACACGUGACGCGCGUGGCCAAUGGGGGCGCGGGCGCCGGCAACUUAUUAGGUGACUGUACUUCACCCCCCCCCCUCCCCGGUGCCACCAAGUUGUUACAUGAAAUCUGCAGUUUCAUAAUUUCGGCGGGUCGGGUUGGGCCGGCCAGGCGCGGGCUACUGCGAUGGCCACCACCGGGGCCCUGGGCAACUACUAUGUGGACUCCUUCCUGCUGGGCGCCGACGCUGCUGACGAGCUGGGCGCCGGACGCUACGCGCCAGGGGCCCUGGGCCAACCCCCAAGGCAGGCGGCAGCGCUGGCCGAACACCCCGACUUCAGCCCCUGCAGCUUCCAGUCCAAGGCGGCGGUGUUCGGCGCCUCGUGGAACCCGGUGCACGCGGCGGGCGCCAAUGCGGUGCCCGCUGCAGUCUAUCACCACCACCACCACCCCUACGUGCACCCCCAGGCGCCGGUGGCCGCGGCGGCGCCGGACGGCAGGUACAUGCGCUCCUGGCUGGAGCCCACGCCCGGUGCGCUGUCCUUCGCGGGCUUGCCCUCCAGCCGGCCUUACGGCAUUAAACCUGAACCGCUGUCGGCCAGAAGGGGUGACUGUCCCACGCUUGACGCUCACACUUUGUCCCUGACUGACUAUGCUUGUGGUUCUCCUCCAGUUGAUAGAGAAAAACAGCCCAGCGAAGGCGCCUUCUCCGAAACCAAUGCCGAGAAUGAGAGCGGUGGAGACAAGCCCCCCAUCGAUCCCAAUAACCCGGCCGCCAACUGGCUUCAUGCUCGCUCCACGCGGAAGAAGCGCUGCCCCUACACGAAGCACCAGACGCUGGAACUGGAGAAAGAGUUUCUGUUCAACAUGUACCUCACACGGGACCGCAGGUACGAGGUGGCCCGGCUGCUCAACCUCACCGAGAGGCAGGUCAAGAUCUGGUUCCAGAACCGCAGGAUGAAAAUGAAAAAGAUCAACAAGGACCGAGCAAAAGACGAAUGAGCCGUUCCGGGCUCCUUUAGAAAAAGGGCAAGCUAGAAAGAGAAAGAAAGACUGUCUGUCCCCUUCUCUCUCCUCUCCCCCGACCCCAGCCUCCACCACCCGCCCAAAGCGGCUCUAAACCCCAGGCCUCAUCUCCCCCUGGCAGUCCCUGCUCAGGCUGGCUCCUAGGCCUGCGGCUUUAUCGGAGGAGGUAUUGUGCGCUUUCCAUUUUCUGUAACACACACACACACAAGGAAGGGCAUUAGCGCUGAUGGCUGUAUGUGCUAGCUUGUAUAUAUAUUUAAAAAAAAUCUACCUGCUUCUGACUUAAAGCAAAAGGAAAAAAAAAACUACCUUUUUUAUAUAAUGCACAACUGUUGACGGGCUGUAUAGUUUUUAGUCUCUGUAGUUAAUUUAAUUUGCUCUUCGUGUGGCAGACCACUCUGCCAAAAUACUUGAACACUGUGUUUUAUUGUGGUAAUUAUGUUUUGUGACUCAAACUUCUGUGCUGGGUGAGGCACCCAUUGUGAUUGUGGAAGCUAGAAUUCAAUUUGAACUCAGGUUGUUUAUGGGGGAAGAGAUGCAUAGCGUAUAGCUCUGUAGUGGAAUACUGUGUAACUAGACCGUCAACCUACGAUUGUAAACUAGCUAUAAGGAUUUCCCAGUGAAAUCAAAUUUGGAAAGAAAAAGGGAGGUAGUUCUCCAGGACGCAUAGAUUCAUGAUUUCUCUACUUUUGAAAUGUGGGCGUCUUCAUCUUUACAUGUUCUAGACUCCAGUCUUGUCCAGUGUACAUAGAAUCUCCAUAUUAAAGGAAUAUUCAUAAUCAGACAAGCCUGAAUAUUGUUUUUGCACCAGAGGAGAAGUGAGGAAAUUCGGAGCUAUACAUAUGUGCAGAGGGUUACUACCUAUGGUUUAUGCUUAAUUUUAAUUGGGGGGAAAUGGGUGCUUAUUGUAAUGGAGUUAAUUUUAUUGAUAAUAAAUUAUACACCAUGAAACCGCCAUGGGCUACUGUAGAUUUGUAUCCUUUGAUGAAUUUGGGGUUUCCAUCUGACUGAACAUACACUGUAUAUUUUGCAAUAGUUACCUCAAGGCCUACUGACCAAAUUGUUAUGUUGAGAUAUUUAACUUUUGCCAAAUAAAAUAUAUUGAUUCUU
This is a messenger RNA of Peromyscus eremicus (cactus mouse), 2304 nucleotides long. RefSeq names its product homeobox A9 (gene Hoxa9). Bases 355 to 1170 code for a protein of 271 amino acids. The transcript is spliced from 2 exons. The record is from RefSeq and is a predicted model, not a curated record. Gene Ontology annotation, cellular component: nucleus. Gene Ontology annotation, molecular function: DNA-binding transcription factor activity, RNA polymerase II-specific; RNA polymerase II cis-regulatory region sequence-specific DNA binding. NCBI's taxonomy places the organism in Eukaryota, Metazoa, Chordata, Mammalia, Rodentia, Cricetidae. Gene Ontology annotation, biological process: proximal/distal pattern formation; embryonic skeletal system morphogenesis; DNA-templated transcription.